AUGGCGUCCCCCUCCGCCCGGCUCGCUACACGCUGGCUGACAGCAGCUGUCUCUUCUGGGAAUCGCAGCGGUAGUUUCCUCGUCGUGUCCCCGGGAAAUGCGGGGUUUAGCUCGGGGACGCUUCCUCCGGUCCUCCGGGGAGAGGCGGCUCUCAGCCCGGGCUCCUGGAGACCCGGACCCGGGGUGACAUUGAGAGGAGAGCCAGCAAAGGUGAGAUUCCUUCAUGUCUCCUCCUGGCGGUCGCUCCACACCAGCAGCAGACAUGGAAACAAGCAGGACUUCUAUGAGGUGUUGGGUGUUUCCCGCACCGCCACACAGAAGGAUAUCAAGAAGUCUUAUUACCAGUUGGCGAAGAAGUACCACCCGGACACCAACCCAGACGACCCAGGGGCCAAAGAGAAGUUCGCCAAACUGGCUGAAGCCUAUGAGGUGCUGAGCGACGAGGUGAAGAGGAAGCAGUAUGACACGUACGGAGCGGCGGGAUUCGACCCCAGUCGAGCCGGCGCCGGCCAGCAGCAGUACUACCGAGCCGCCGGGACCAACAUCGAUCCUGAGGACCUCUUCAGGACGAUCUUUGGAGAGUUCUCCGGAGGAAAGGGCUUCGGAGACAUUAACAACAUGUUCGAUCAAAGGCCAGAGUUUGUGCUGGAGCUGACGUUUACGGAGGCGGCGAAGGGAGCGAAAAAAGAGCUGAGUCUGAACAUCGACGACUCGUGUCCACGGUGCGAUGGGAAGGGAAGUGAGCCGGGGACCAAGGUGUCACCGUGCCACUACUGCAACGGCACCGGCGUGGAGACAAUCAACACUGGUCCCUUCUUGAUGCGCAGCACCUGCCGACGCUGUGGCGGGAAGGGAUCCAUCAUCAUCACGCCCUGCGCUCUGUGCCGAGGGUCGGGUCAGAUGAAGAAGAGGCAGACGGUCACUGUACCUGUACCUGCUGGUGUGGAAGAUGGUCAGACAGUGAGCAUGCCAGUGGGUAAAACAGAUAUCCUCAUCACAUUUAGGGUCCAGAGGAGUCCAGUGUUCAAGCGCACUGGAGCAGACAUCCACUCAGACGUGUCCAUUUCUAUAGCUCAAGCCAUCCUGGGGGGCACGGCCAACGUACAGGGUCUCUACCAAACCAUCAGUAUGAUAAUUCCUAGCAGUUGUCAGGCCGAUCAGGUGAUCCGGCUGCAGGGGAAAGGGAUUCGGAGGAUGAACAGCUACGGCUACGGAGAUCAUUACGUUCACAUCAAGCUACGAGUCCCCAAGAAGCUGACGCAGCAACAGCGCUCUAAGCUGCUGAGUUACGCGGAGGAGGAGACGGACGUGCAGGGAACCGUCAACGGCGUCGACCUCUCAGCAGGAGGGGGCAGCGGCGCUCCAGGAUCUGGUGCCAAGGGGACCAGUUCAGAAGAGGGACAGCAAGAGCAGAAGAAGAAGAAGGAGGAGGAGGAGGAGGGGGGAUUCUUCUCUAAACUAAAGAAAAUGUUUAGCUGACACUCAGGCUGCAGGAAAAAAGAAGCCAAAAUAGAGAAGGAGGAACAUAAAUCCACUGACUGCUCCUGCACGUCCGCCUCCUCCUGUGGGGAUGAAGCAAGGAGGAGGAGAGAGAGAGAGAAGUUUUGUGUUGACGCAGUAGCUCAUUGUUGAAUCUGUGCUCAGCAAACAGCCACGUAGAUGUCACGUCCACCCACCCCCCCCCACUGGUCCGUCACCACACCCAGGUGCUGCGUUGACGAGGAACGUGAAAGUGACGGACGAGUGUUGUGGCUGAACUCUGUUCUUCUAACUCCGCUGAGUGAAGCUUCCCUACCCCUCGAGUCACGAGUCAGAGUCCAUCAGUCUCUGUUCAAUAAAACAAUGGAAGAUGAGCCGGGCAAAUGGCGACAGGACAGAAACACAGGUUUUUACUGACGUCAGUAACUCAUCAGAAGGCUUUGAGGAAGAAAAUUGCACCAGGACUGUUUUAUUAUUUAAUCUCUGUUUAUUUGAACCACAGUGUUGUAGAAACCUAAUAUGUCAAUGGAGGUUGUUUGGAAAAGCACCUGAAAAGGUCUGUUUAAUUAAUUUCUCAUUAUAUUACAUCUGAAUUGAUUUCCUAGUUAAACCUCGACAGGGAAUCAGCUCAGCAUCAAGUUUCUUUCCACAGCGUUGGAUUCUACCAGUGUAGAGACUAACGCUGCCAAUACAAUCAAGGAAUAUUUACCUUGGUUUAUUUAUUUAAGUUUUUCCAGUUAAGAUUUUCACGGUUCUGUCAGAAGAAUGUCUCUGAAAAUCAACAAACUCUUAUUUCUUCUAGAGUUCACUAAAUAUUUAAUAAUGUACUGGUACUUUCUCAUAAUCUGGGUAAAUGAAACCCUGGCCAAGUCCCCUUUUAAAACCAGAUUUAAAUAAAAUAUUUUAUCAGGAAUAAAUAUUAGUCUCCUCAAUAUUCAUAUUUAUUUUUUCAUCUAGAUCCAUGACGCUGACAAAUAGAUGAAAAAAAAAAAAAUCCUGGAUCUGCAUUGAACUUUAAUGGCAUCUUUCACGAGUCAUGUCCAACAACCCUCCACAAUAUGUCAUGGACGUUUGAGUAGUUGAGUUUAAUCCUGCUAAAUAACAAACGCCCUCCUCGGUGAAUCACAUCCUUUCUAGAGGAAAUAACAGGACAUGGAAUCAUGAGGUCCUUGAACAAACAUGUUGACUCUGAGCACAUAUUCUAUUCUUUUAAAAAGGAAUGAAAACAGAAAGUGGGAACCCUGAUUGUUUAUAUUUGUUUGUGUGAGAUCCAGACUGUGUGGAUUUCAUUAUGUUUUGUUGCAUCUGUGUGUGGCAGCAAGAAAAAACUCUAAAUAAACGCUCAAGUAUGGA
This is a messenger RNA of Limanda limanda (common dab), 2832 nucleotides long. Its product is annotated as dnaJ homolog subfamily A member 3, mitochondrial-like. The coding region runs from base 1 to 1479 and encodes 492 amino acids. Gene Ontology annotation, cellular component: mitochondrion. The record is from RefSeq and is a predicted model, not a curated record. Lineage: Eukaryota; Metazoa; Chordata; Actinopteri; Pleuronectiformes; Pleuronectidae. Gene Ontology annotation, biological process: protein folding; negative regulation of apoptotic process; response to heat. Gene Ontology annotation, molecular function: protein kinase binding; ATP binding; heat shock protein binding. The transcript has 12 exons.